UGGUCUACGGGUUACCAAUGACUCAUCAUGUUGCUGCUGUUGUUCUAUGUUGUAGUUGGAAGUUGAACACAUGGAGCAUUUUCACCACUCGCCUUUUAACUUCUUUCUAGUGUGAUUUGUCGACCUCCAUUUCCAAGGGAAGUGCACGUUGCCAUGUUCGUUAUAUUGCUUACGAGCGGCGUUUAACAUGCAUUCGGAUGAUUUUGAUGCUCCACUCUACUGGUGGGGAUUAAAUUGCGUAUCGUUGCCCAUUCGAGGAGAGUGGCUGGCGCUGAAUAUGGCUACUUCAUGCGGCACACUUCCUUAUUAUACUUCUAUUCCGUGUAUGAGAAUCUCGCUGAGCACGAAGGCUAGCGUUAACUUGGACUUCACUAUAAUGUCCAUCAGGACACAUGAACCUUUAUCAAGGAAAGUGGAAGAGGGCCAUAAUGAUCUAUGUGCCAAGCAGGAGGAGGUUCUGGAGGUUAGAGAUGAAAUUUUGAUGUUUGGCGGCAGAGACGAAAGCUCACGCAUCUGCAGCUCCUCUCGACACUGCUUGAACCAUCCCGGGACUUCGAAAUGGGUCCAACACUUUCACAUGCUAUGUUGAAGCCUCAUCAUGAUCAGCUUGAGAUCUGGAGCUAAACAGUUUUAUUCAAAUCGGGUAUGUCACUUGUGUCUCUUUCGAGUGAACUAGUUACGUGUGUUUUCAUACAUCACUUUGUAUUUUCCAGCAUGUUCAAGUGUGUCUGGUUCGUGUUGGUCCCCUUUCUCCAAAAAUGUUUGAUUGUGGCAGGAGAACGAAUAGUGAGGUCAAAACUUGCAGUGGACUUUAGGCGAAGUCAAUCUAAUGGCUCAUCAUUAUAUUGGCUUGUAUGUUCUACUUUCGUGUCCAUUUUUGUAAUGUUUUUUUAGCUGUCUACAGAUCUGCCUUAUUGCAAGUAGCUGUAAACACCUUGCUUUUGGAGUUCAAACUAUAUCUCUAUCCUCUCCUACACGUAUCUAGGGACAGGAAUACGUACAUAUUCAACUAUUAUUGAGGGCCCAACUACUCCCGACCUUGUCUUCCAUUUAUCUUGCUCGUCGGAACAUCUGAAGCAGUUCAAGUUACUUCCUGUUUGUUGCUAUACAGCUAUUUUAUCUUUAUUUUAAUGCAGGGCUGAGUUUGAUUCCUUAACGAGGGCAACCAAAGCACCAGAAUAGGUGUAUAGUAAGGUGGCCAACUCUAUAAGAAAGGACAGUACACUAUACAAAGUAGUCAGAUUUCGUCCGUCUGUAGUAGCUUGGAGCCUAAUGUUUUGUCAAGCGAGUCGUCGUCAGGAGGAAACUGGUUAAUGGACAGUAGAUAAAUGGUGACGAAGCCAACAAAUUGUCGAUACUUUUGAUGUACGGUGUUUUCAUGGAAGCAAGUUAACCUACGAAUUUUAAAAUGGAAUAGACGUGAAACUGCGUUGCGUGUCAUAUAACGUCGAGCUUCAACCCUUCUUUUAUUGUAAGUAAUUUAGAAUUUGUGUAUUUUCUGUUGAAUGGCAUUGUCAAACAUUGUCUAAAACAUAUGCUGUGGGGGUAAAGUGAUAGCGACUGCGUAGUCCCGUCAAACUUUAUACACUCUUUCAGAUUAGUUAUUUGAAUACAAGAAAAUUUCAACGCGCUUAGUUAGGACCUAAUAACAAACAAUAAGUUCACAACUGUGACACAUAUAACUGCAUGUGCACAUAAAUUUGCAGUAAUCAAAAUUCUACAGUGAAGGACUUUUUUUUUCGAAGUGCGAAAGAGUAUUUUGGGUGAGGAGAUGUAUUGUACAAUCAUUCUUAGUUUCACGGUUUCCAAUCAUUAGAAAACUAGAAAUGUUUCAUUUUUAUUCAUGGUGAUUUAAAUAAAUAACAAUUAGAAAUAUUAAUUCAUAGUGGAUUAUUUAUUAUUUUCAUGUUGAGAACUUUUUAUACUUCACGAUUAAACAAUAAAUGUGUAAAUUAACAAUGUGUUUUUUAUUAAAACAUUUACAAAACAUUAACAGUGUGAAAAUUUGUUGUUAGAUAUAUUCAAAGCAAUAUAUAAAAGUUACAACCCAUAGAUUGAUAAGUUAAAAAUCAAAUGAUUGAUAUAAUGUACAAAUGUAUUACGUUUGAAAUACAUAUGAAGCAAAUGAUAUGUAUAUGGAUUGUACACUAAUCCAUUAGAAAAGAAGAGAAUCGUAAUAUGACAAUUUGUAACACUAUAAAUUAAACC
Messenger RNA from Marchantia polymorpha subsp. ruderalis, 2208 nucleotides. The record is from the annotation of a GenBank genome assembly. NCBI's taxonomy places the organism in Eukaryota, Viridiplantae, Streptophyta, Marchantiopsida, Marchantiales, Marchantiaceae.